Molecule: messenger RNA, 1542 nt
Organism: Sinocyclocheilus rhinocerous
Lineage: Eukaryota; Metazoa; Chordata; Actinopteri; Cypriniformes; Cyprinidae
Exons: 4
Coding region: 1-1542 (513 amino acids)
Source: RefSeq, a predicted model, not a curated record
AUGGCCAGACGUACGGUGAUGUUCUGUGCCAUGGCUCUUGCAACUGUCUUUAUGCCAGACUUUCUGAGUGCUGGUCCUGUAGGACGCAGUGAAGAAAAGGAUGGUGAGUUGGACUUUUUUACAGACAGCACGUCAUCACUGAAAAAGCUGGUCCGUAGCAGGAGGAAUGUUGCCUACUACAGGAGUCUACCUGAUUUCUGGGGCUGGUAUAAAUACUUCAUGCAGACCAACAACCAGGAGGGAAUUGAGGACAUGGAUCGCAUGUACCUUGUUUACCUCCAGAACAAGCACAGAGUAGAAGAGGGACGCUCCUACAAUCAUUACCUCACUCACCUGAGCCAAAUUUACAAAGCCUGUGCCAACUCUGACGACCCAGACUGCAUUGCAGAAUCCACCAGCAAACCCAAAGCCAAGAUGGUCAUGCCAGUUCCUGUGAGGCAAGCUACUGUGACAGUGUGCAACCCUUACCUCGACCCCUACUGCCUCUAUGCUGUUAGACCAAAAGCUGCAGAAGAAGAAAAGGUCCCUGCUCCGAUUCUGUCCCCUCUACUACCUCUGCCUCUGAAAACCCCACCAGGUUACUACUACCACGCUCCGGUAUUAGAGCCUUUCUUGUCAGCUGAGCAGAGGGCGGAACUGUUACGUAUAUGCAAUCCUUUGGACACAGAGUGUUUGCAGUACCACCUGCGCGCUGCUUACGGCUACAGGCCCUCGCUCGGCCCUCUGCCCUCCUACGCUCACCUUGGAUGUGAUCCUACCAAAGAUCCUUACUGCCAGCCCAAGCUGGUGGCCAGAUCACCUUCAGGUUUGUAUCACCUGUAUCCUACCUGUAAUCCUGCCACUGACCCCCUUUGUGUCGCCAAUGUUGUUGCACCUGCAGCCCAAACCGGUGGGAACGCAGAAGCCCCCAAAGAGCAGUUUUGCAACCCUUUGUUUGAAGAGGGCUGCAACCCCCUUACAGCUGCCAAACUAGCUGGACUCAAUAAGCCUGUCUUGGAAUAUGCUCCAAAAGAGCCUGCACCUCUCAGCCUGGCCUGCGACCCUCGCUACGAUCCAUAUUGUCUGAUGGGUGGAGCCGCUGCUCUCAGGAAACCCCCUCCGGUUCUCCCGGAGUUCCAGACCCGUCACCACCUGGGCAUCCGUGGGAAGACCAAGGAAGGUUAUGACUGCUACAUGUUCUAUGACAAGGACUGCACCCCGGUAGAGAACCAGGACUUGAGGGCAAGUGCUGCCAGUUCUAAACCCAACUGCCACCCGUACGACCCCAACUGUGGUCAGUUUGCCCCUCAGACGUCCACUGGAGCUGAAGCAGCCAAGAGGGUCAAAGACGGCAUCAUUGAGCCCCAUCCGGACUGUGACCCAGAAAUGGAUUACAACUGCCGUCUGCACCGAGCAGAAUCCACAAGUCAAGAACACAAAGAUGAGCCGGCUCAGCAAGAACAAGUUCACGGCAACCCUCUCCCUGAACACGUGGCACCUGAGUAUCCAGUUCCACGAUUUGAGGACUUCCUGAGAGGAUAUAUGGGUGGCUAUAAGAAAUGA